Messenger RNA from Myiozetetes cayanensis, 8584 nucleotides. RefSeq names its product protein unc-13 homolog B-like. Gene Ontology annotation, biological process: neuromuscular junction development; synaptic transmission, glutamatergic; presynaptic dense core vesicle exocytosis. The transcript is spliced from 33 exons. NCBI's taxonomy places the organism in Eukaryota, Metazoa, Chordata, Aves, Passeriformes, Tyrannidae. Gene Ontology annotation, molecular function: phospholipid binding; syntaxin-1 binding; diacylglycerol binding. Bases 837 to 6881 code for a protein of 2014 amino acids. Gene Ontology annotation, cellular component: plasma membrane; neuromuscular junction; presynaptic membrane. The record is from RefSeq and is a predicted model, not a curated record.
ACUGCGCUGCACUGCCUGCUCUCGUAAUGCCAAAGGAGUGCGUUUUGUCUUUAGUCAGAUUGGCUUCAUCAGUUCGUAUUUCCUUCUGAAUGGAUAAUAAAGUGGAGAAUCAUUUUGAGGCGAGGAGUGGAGCAGGGAGGCUGCGUGUGUGAGGAGCUAGGCAGUAGGCAGCUGACGAGGAGGAGUAAAGUAGCAAUAGCUGCACAGCUUUCUCUCUGCCUCUGAAGUACAAUAUUUUCUGUUGAGUCACAACUGAAGAGAAGGAUGAAGUUUUAACUGUACUUGGUACAGCCUGAGAAAGGGAAAAGAUGCACUGUUGUGGGGAACUAAAGAAUUUCUGUUGAGGGAUGCUCCUGGAAACCAAAAGGAUUUCUUCAUUUUUGGCUUUUACAAUCAUUGGCUUCUGCUGUUUUUUGCUUUUUGGAUUUUUAGUAGCUGUUUGCAUUUUUUAUUCCCUUCAAAACAUGCCUUCAACUUUAUGUGAUUUCUCAUCCUAGUGCUGCUGUGGAACGGGAAACUCUCGGUGCCUUUAACGUUGCUUUCCCUGAUACCUCAGAUGGGACACCAACAAUAUGUUGAUAAUCUCCAUAGUGAAAGUUCAUUAUCCGGUGAACCUUUAAGAAGAUUAGGAAUCCUUCAGGACUUGUAUUUUCUAUGAGAACAAGCUAUUGUAUUCUGUAGUUUUCUAUUAAUUCUAUAAAUUUCCUUUACAUUUUAACCUUUUGUUUUAUUUUGAAGCAGCAAGCUGCUUCAUGACAGAAUAAAAACUGGAUGCGAGUUGUGAUUGAUGUGUGCUUUUGCAGCUUGUAGCACUAUGAGAAACGCAGGUGCAGCUGAUGAUGUUUGCUAGAAGUAGAUUGAAAAAGCAAGAAAAUGAAAUUUCACUUCUGCACAGAAAACCUGUUGUAAAACUGUGGGGCAGGAAGCAAUUCCGGAAGCAAAAACUCCAUUUGUUUCUGCGGGACAAAAUGAAGAGGCUUCUUCAAGGCCAGGUAGAUGAUAAUUCAAACCAUGCACAUCGGUGCCAGCUAUCCCCAGUGGAGUUUGAAACAGACGUGUUUGUUUGUGGAAUAAAGAGGAGCCCCGGGAGCACUGAAUUUUCCACAGCUGGAGGGGAUUUUCAUCAGGAUGGAAGACGUGAUUCCAAGGCAGUCAGUGAAGUUUGUGUCGGUGAGGUGGAACUGAACUGGGAUGGCUAUGUGAAAAUACCGUGUUCAGUCCAGCAGAACAAGAAGGACUUGCAGGGAAAUUCUUCUGAUGGUAUCACACAGACCUCUUCUGAAAUAAAGAGCAGAGUGUCUGAGGGGCAGGACCUUUCUUCUCUGAGCAUUACCAUGAGCUGGAGGGAUGCAGCCGAAAGGCAAGGGUGCUUUCCCCAGGAGAAACCCACUGCAUACAAGAGCCGUAGGAGGCAAUCAAGAGAUCGCUCAGCUGAUGUGGUUGAUUACAUCGUUAAAGAGCUCCAGGGAAUAAGUCGAAUCCAGACGGAGAUCGCAGAGCUCCGUCAGCACCUCACCUUGAUAAAAGGCUCUGUGGAUGAAGUCUCCAGCUGCGUGGAUACAGUCUUGAGUGAGAUAGAAGGCCUACAAGGUGGUUCUGGUGGCAAAACCCAGGGUACACAUGCUCGAGAGCCAAGAAAGGAGGUACAAAAGGAAGAACCAGUAUUAUAUUUUUAUGGCAUCCCGGAGAAAGAUGGUGAAAACACAGUAGAGCUUAUCUGCAGCUUCUUGUCUGAGUAUCACUGCUUCAACGGUAUUCAGUGCAGUAAGUAUAUAAAAGAUGCUUAUAGAUCGGAUAUGGGUACAGGCAAGCCAUUAAUGCCAAGACCAGCAGUUGUGAAACUUGUCAGCUGUGAACAGAGAGACUUUAUCUUACAAAAGUCUAUCCUUCUGCAGAGCUCAGGGGUCCGGAUUGCUACCAGUGAGGAGCAAAAGCGGCAACUCCAAACGGACUUAUGCCAGGUGAAGAAUAAAAGCACGAGUAGGAAAGCACAGUGCUCAGGGCAGAGACCUGAUUCUGCACAGAAAUCAGCCUUGACUAAGGAAAGCAGCUCGGUGUCUGAGACUGGAAAGGAAGCACAAACAAUAAGCUGCAGUGAGCAGCCUUCAGAUGACAGUGACAUUCACCAGGUCCUUUGUGAACCUCUGCAAAAUCCACAGAUGACCGGUUUGGCCAAAUCAGGUGAUGGAAACCACUGCUGCUCAUCUGACUCGUCUGGCCAUGUGAAACAGAUGUGUUCUUCAAAUAAUGGUGGUGAGCACAGGCUUGAUGCUGAAAAUAUCACUAAGAAUUGCUCUUCCCUUCUAGAAAAAGAUGAGGGGAUAACCACAGAAGAAAUUGAAAUAGACUGUGAUACUUCAUGCAAACUAACCAGUGCAGAGAAAGUCGAUAUUCAAAGAGAAGAUGUUUCUAGUGGAGUGACAACCAUUAGCUAUGAUCAUACAACAGAUGAAAUGGCUGAUAGUAGUGACAGCUUGAAAGAUAUGAUCCAAAUGGACCUGAAUGAUCAAGAUCCAACUGAUCAGGUGUUUAGGGAUGUCCUGGAAAAUUCACAGUAUUUCCUUGACCAUUCCCGGGACAACAUUGAUCUUGUAGACAUGAAGUUUUACACCAAUAAGCUGGGGAAAGCUAUUCACCACUUCAGGUCUGCUCUGCAGGUGGUAUUUAAUAAACUGGAAACAAGUGAUUCUGAAAUGCUUUUGGAAAAUGAUAGUGGCUUACAGAUGGAUGAUGACAACACACUUAUGCUGACCAGUUCAGGUAUGGGUGGCAGCUCUGACAACUUUGCAGAAACCCCUCCUAGUCAGUCCUCUGAGAGCCAGGCAAACACAAAUGUCAACAGUGAAGCAUCUGCUCAGAUGCAAUUUGCUCCUUCCAGUCUUUCCUCUGUUCCUCACGAGCCUCCUGUUUCCAGUUUGGUGCCAUCAUCUGACUGUGAAAUCCCUACUGGGCAAUGCUUGCCUCCUGAGGAGCUUGGAGAAGAUGUGAACACCCUACCUGAGCCAGCGAAGGAGUGCAGACCCAUGAGCCUGGACAAGGUGUGCGCAGAGACCAUCUACCUGAACAAAUGCAUCAACAAUUUCAAAAAUGUGCUGAGGGAAAAGAGACAAAUGCGUAGGAGACUCUUAAAAGGAUUAGCGCAGGAAGGAAACGGGAUUUCUACUGAGGAGACAAAUUCAGAAGGAGGUAGAGGAGAGCUCCAGGGCCAAGAUGUGGCUGAUCCAUCAAAACCACCCUGGCUCAAAGGAGGGCCUGCAGGUGGUCUCUAUGGCAUCGAUAGCAUGCCUGAUCUACGCAAAAAAAAGCCAAUUCCACUUGUCAGUGAUCUGUCACUGGUUCAGUCCCGGAAAGCCGGAAUUACCUCAGCAAUGGCCACUAGAACAUCUCUCAAAGAUGAAGAGCUGAAAUCUCAUGUCUAUAAGAAGACCUUGCAAGCCUUAAUUUACCCCAUCUCUUGCACAACCCCACACAACUUUGAGGUGUGGACAGCCACAACUCCUACGUACUGCUACGAAUGCGAGGGGCUGCUGUGGGGUAUUGCACGGCAGGGAAUGCGCUGCGGGGAAUGUGGAGUCAAGUGCCAUGAGAAGUGCCAAGACUUGCUCAACGCUGACUGCUUACAGAGAGCAGCAGAGAAGAGCUCGAAGCAUGGAGCUGAAGACCGAACCCAGAAUUUCAUCAUGGCAAUGAAGGAUCGCAUGAAGAUCCGGGAGCGAAACAAGCCAGAGAUCUUUGACUUGAUCAGAGACGUGUUCUGUGAGAGCAAAAUGACACAUGCUCAGCAGAUGAAGACAGUGAAGCAGAGUGUGCUCGAUGGCACCUCAAAAUGGUCAGCAAAGAUCACGAUCACCGUGGUGUGUGCUCAGGGUCUGCAGGCCAAAGACAAGACUGGGUCCAGCGAUCCGUAUGUAACCGUUCAAGUGGGUAAAACAAAGAAGAGGACAAAAACGAUUUUUGGGAAUCUGAACCCUGUAUGGGAAGAGAAGUUUUACUUUGAGUGCCAUAAUUCCUCUGACCGGAUCAAGGUGCGAGUAUGGGAUGAAGAUGAUGACAUCAAGUCUCGUGUCAAGCAGAGACUGAAACGCGAGUCAGAUGAUUUCCUGGGGCAGACAAUCAUUGAAGUUCGUACUCUGAGCGGAGAGAUGGAUGUGUGGUACAACCUUGAGAAAAGAACAGAUAAGUCUGCAGUGUCUGGGGCUAUUCGUCUGCAAAUCAGUGUGGAGAUCAAAGGCGAGGAGAAGGUGGCUCCGUAUCAUAUUCAGUACACUUGCCUUCAUGAGAACCUCUUUCACCAUCUCACAGAUGUGCAAGGAAAUGGGGUGGUGAAGAUCCCUGAUGCCAAAGGAGAUGAUGCCUGGAAGGUGUAUUUUGACGAGACAGCUCAAGAGAUCGUGGAUGAAUUUGCAAUGCGUUACGGCAUUGAAUCAAUAUAUCAGGCCAUGACGCAUUUUGCAUGUCUCUCCUCUAAAUACAUGUGCCCAGGCGUGCCAGCUGUGAUGAGCACCUUACUUGCCAAUAUCAAUGCUUAUUAUGCACACACCACUGCCUCCACAAAUGUGUCUGCUUCGGACCGCUUUGCAGCCUCCAAUUUUGGGAAAGAACGAUUUGUGAAGCUUCUGGACCAGCUUCAUAAUUCACUUCGGAUUGAUCUCUCAAUGUACAGGAAUAACUUCCCAGCCAGCAGCCGUGAACGCCUGCAGGACCUGAAGUCUACAGUGGAUUUGCUGACCAGCAUCACUUUUUUCAGGAUGAAGGUCCAAGAGCUGCAGAGCCCACCCCGAGCCAGCCAGGUAGUGAAGGACUGUGUGAAAGCUUGUCUCAACUCCACCUACGAGUACAUUUUCAACAACUGUCAUGAGCUGUACAGUCGCGAGUACCAGACAGACCCUAAUAAAAAUCAGGACCUUCCUCCUGAGGAACAGGGCCCCAGCAUCAGGAACCUUGAUUUCUGGCCCAAGCUUAUCACUUUGAUAGUUUCCAUCAUAGAAGAGGACAAGAAUUCCUAUACCCCAGUCCUGAAUCAGUUUCCUCAGGAGCUUGCAGUUGGGAAGAUCAGCGCAGAGGUGAUGUGGAGUCUUUUUGCCCAGGAUAUGAAAUACGCCAUGGAAGAGCAUGAGAAACACAGACUGUGUAAAAGCGCGGACUAUAUGAAUUUACACUUCAAAGUGAAGUGGCUGUACAAUGAAUAUGUUCGUGAUCUGCCUGCCUUCAAGGGAAAAGUGCCUGAAUAUCCAGCGUGGUUUGAGCAAUUUGUGAUGCAGUGGCUGGAUGAAAAUGAAGAUGUUUCCUUAGACUUCCUGCAUGGUGCUCUGGAGAGAGAUAAAAAAGAUGGGUUCCAGCAAACGUCUGAGCAUGCUCUGUUCUCUUGCUCGGUGGUGGAUGUCUUCACCCAGCUCAAUCAGAGCUUUGAGAUCAUUAAGAAGCUGGAGUGCCCAGAUCCUGUCAUUGUUGCUCAUUAUAAUAGGAGGUUUGCUAAGACUAUUGGGAAAGUGCUGAUGCAGUAUGCUGACAUACUCUCCAAGAGCUUCGAGUCCUACUGUUCCAAGGAGAAACUGCCCUGCAUCCUGAUGAAUAACAUCCAACAACUGCGGGUGCAGCUGGAGAAGAUGUUUGAAGCCAUGGGUGGUAAAGAGUUGGAUGCAGAAGCAAGUGACCAUCUCAAAGAGCUCCAGGUGAAGCUGAACAACGUUUUGGAUGAGCUGAGUGCAGUGUUUGGUAACAGCUUUCAGACUCGUAUUGAUGAGUGCGUCAAGCAAAUGUCUGAUAUCCUCUGUCAAGUGAAAGGGACAGCAAAUUCUGCUGCUAAUGCCAGAAACACAGUUGCACAAGAUGCAGAUAAUGUCCUGAGGCCAUUGAUGGAUUUCCUGGAUGGAAACCUGACUCUGUUUGCAACAGUGUGUGAAAAGACAGUGUUGAAGCGGGUGCUGAAAGAGCUCUGGAGGGUGGUAAUGAAUACCAUGGAGAAGCUGAUUGUGCUGCCUCCUCUUACAGACCAUACGGGCACACAGUUGAUUUUCAGUGCUGCUAAGGAACUGGGACACUUGUCAAAGCUGAAGGAUCAUAUGGUGAGAGAAGAAACUAGGAGUCUCACUCCAAAGCAGUGUGCUGUUCUGGACCUGGCACUGGAUACAAUCAAACAAUAUUUCCAUGCUGGUGGGAAUGGUCUGAAAAAAACCUUCUUGGAGAAGAGUCCAGACCUGCAGUCUCUUCGAUAUGCUCUCUCUCUCUACACUCAGACCACAGACACUCUCAUCAAAACCUUUGUCCAGAGUCAGACAGCUCAGGUGCAUGAUGGGAAAGGUAUAAGGUUUACCGCUAAUGAGGACGUUCUUCCUGAUAAGGGCUCCGGUGUGGAUGAUCCUGUGGGUGAAGUGUCCAUACAGAUCGACCUGUACACGCACCCAGGGACUGGUGAACACAAGGUCACGGUGAAAGUUGUGGCAGCCAACGACCUGAAGUGGCAGACGUCUGGCAUGUUCCGUCCAUUUGUUGAAAUCACCAUGAUUGGGCCCCAUCAGAGUGACAAGAAGAGGAAGUUCACAACCAAGUCAAAGAGCAACAACUGGGCUCCAAAAUACAAUGAAACCUUUCACUUCAUCCUGGGGAACGAAGAUGGCCCCGAUGCCUACGAGCUCCAAGUCUGUGUGAAGGAUUACUGCUUUGCUCGGGAGGACCGGGUACUGGGGAUAGCAGUGAUGCAGCUCAGAGACAUAGCAGACAAAGGAAGCUGUGCUUGCUGGUGCCCCCUCGGGCGCAGGAUUCACAUGGAUGAGACUGGACUUACAAUCCUGAGGAUUCUCUCUCAGAGAACCAAUGAUGAAGUUGCCAGAGAAUUUGUAAAGUUGAAAUCUGAAUCCCGCUCCACAGAGGAAGGCACCUGAGCUGAGCUGUGUAAUGUUCCCUAUUCUCUUCUGCCUUGUGCCAAUAUGUGCAAGUGUUCAACAAUUCUCUUUUAUUAAUUGCAAAAGGUUUUUUUUCAUGUUGUCUUUGUCAGCUCCGAUAGCGCACGUGUGCUGUAUAGGAAACAAAUCCAUCAAUCUGAUGUGAAUUAUUUAUUUUUUAGUAGCUGGGUAAGACACCAUAGAGAAUGAGACAAUCUCUUCUUAUUUAAGAUGCAAAUUCUGCUUUGUGUAUAUAAAUUAUUUUAUAUUGGAGGCUGGAGUUGCUGGGUUUUGUUGAUAUGCAGCACUGUGAUUUUAUCCUCUGAAGUUGGCAGGCAUUAAAAAGGUUCUACAUAAUCUCACUACGAUGCAAACACACAACUGUGUGGAAAUUGGGAGGAGAUGAUUUGGGGGUUUGACAAAGCACAGUUAUCUCUCAUUGAAUUCAUGUACUGUGGAGCUGCCUGGGGAUCUUCUGUCACAGAUUAUGCCAACAUGAUAUGCAGACACCUCAACAUCUGCUUAAAAAAGGAGGUGGCAGACCGCUCUGGAGAUGCACCCUGGAUGAAUGCAUGUCCAUGGGUGUGCUGCAGAGAGACAAGUGCAGAGGGGCCUAAGAUCUCAUAGCCAAAAGCUGCGAAGGCAACACACCGGGAGCAGGCGGCAGCUGCCCUGCCAUUGUAAUUAGAUCGUGUGUCUCGGAGAACACAAAUCCCCGCGUGCUGCCGGGAAUCCCGCGCCGCCGGGGGGGUGCUGUGAGCUGCUCAGCUCCGCCAGGCACGCUCUGGCUACCGUGACCAACGUGGUAAGGAAGGGAUCAACGUUAGAGCUGUAGAGUUAGAGCCGUGGCAAAUUACAUGGCUGCUAUGUACUUUUUUUCCACUUCAAUAUUCUUUUGUUAGUUUUUGACAGAGGAUUGGAUAAUUUCAUACUUGCAGGCUUUCUGUAGCAUUUUGUUACCCUGGAGUAGCUGAGACCAUUCCUCACUAUGAACCCAGAAACAAUGGCUUGCCUGGGAGAGAGGAAGAAGCCUCCCCUCUGCAAGCCCUCAGUCUGGAGUGCUGGUCAAGGGGCAGCACGUUCGUUCGGUUCUGAUCUUGAAGAUUCUGUGAUUGAUCCACGCUGAUUGUCAUUAAUCUUACGAUACCAUUGAUGAUACCAUUGAAAUAUUUUUGCACUGUCUUAAAGAAGCAUCCUGCUUUUGUUUUCUUGCAAAACAAAACACUGUCCUGAGCGAAGUAAUUGCAGGGAGGUCAGAAUUUCUGACUGAAAAUUCGUAAGCAGGAAGGUCUGGAGUGGUGAUUGCACCUGAGGUAUGUUUGUUGGAGGGUUUUUAUUGGGGAUAUUUUUGCUUUUCCAGCUGCCCUUGUGCUCUGGAAAGUGCAGCUGGAACAAGCCAGUCCUUGCCCAUAAAGUACUGUAAUACUGUCAAUAAAUUCAAGGACUGCAAUUGAAUGACUUUUUUUUUUUUUCCUUUCUAUUUUCUCUGAUACUUGUACAGCUGUAUGAUGUGACUCUUGUAUUUCAUAGGCCUGCUUGUAGAGUUCUGAGACAGCACAUCUGCUUUGUUCUUGUCCAAGGUGUGUUAUAAUAAUGCUCUUCAAAACUCCACGCUAUUUGUCAUGAUUUUGAAUCACUGUACGUGCCAUUGUUAUGAGAACUGUUAGUAUGGUCUUUAAUAAACUCUUUUAGCAGCAUUUGGA